Messenger RNA from Capra hircus (goat), 594 nucleotides. RefSeq names its product double-headed protease inhibitor, submandibular gland. The record is from RefSeq and is a predicted model, not a curated record. Gene Ontology annotation, molecular function: protein binding. Lineage: Eukaryota; Metazoa; Chordata; Mammalia; Artiodactyla; Bovidae. Bases 102 to 485 code for a protein of 127 amino acids. The transcript has 5 exons.
AAAGGGAUGUUGGGAAAUGGAUUUUAGUUACUGUGAACAAUGAAUUCAGCUUUGCAUUUCUAACUGUAGAAUUUACUAUUUCUCUAAUUCCUUCUCUCCAAAUGCAUCUCAUCGUAGUCUCUUCUGGUGAUCAAGAAAUAGGGAUAGAGGUGAACUGCACCAAAUACAACUUAAACGGUGCCGGGAUUGCGUGCACAAAGGAAUGGAGACCAAUAUGUGGCAUAGAUCAGAAAACUUACAGUAAUGAAUGUAUGUUCUGUUUCCUAAAUAGAGAUAAAGGAUCUCAACUCAGGAAACUUCAUGAUAAUGAAUGCAGGGAGGUUGAGUGCACCACAUAUUCAGAAAUAUGCACCAUGGAGUACAUACCUCACUGUGGAUCUGAUGGGAUAGUAUAUGGCAACAGAUGUUCAUUUUGCAAUGCUGUUGUGAUGAGCCAUGGCACACUUUAUUUUGUAAAAUAUGGACCAUGCUCUGAGUCUCCCUGAUGUUCGAUGGCACCAAGUUUCCUUUGGCAGUGAACCAGUUUCUCUAGGAUGGCCGUGGGGACAAGUAUAUGGAACUUGAUUCUUCAAUAAAAGAUUCUCAGCAGAAAAA